CGCAGUAUCCACGCCGACACCGUGUCAUUCGGCUGUUGUUAUAGUGGUUAGUGUGUGAAACAUCUUACGGCCUCGCCGGGAAGUUCGUCUCCGUCACAAUUGAAUUAUCGUGCUUAAAACGUGCCCUGGUUAAUUAAUUACUUUUUUAUUUGUUGGAUUACUGCAAGUCGUCAACAUCAACUGCCAUAAUAAUUCAUUUCAAUCAAAAAACUGAAACAAAUAUUACCACAUUCAUUUAUAGAUUAAAAGUACAAACUGUAUCCGAAAUUAUAUAUUCCAAAAGGAAAAAUGUGCAGUAAGUGUAGUGAGUGCUGUCAAGGUUCUAGGCACAGUGUGGAUGCAAGCUCCACCCCUGGAUCUGAUUCAGAGCCAUCAGAAGAAGAAUGGAAUCCAGGUGGUAAAGGUCGCCAGUCCAAUGAUACCGGUGGGUCCGGCAGGCCGGAGGGUGAGGGUGGCUCAAACGAUCUUCCCGGCGGGCGUCGAAGUGGAAGCGGCGGAGUUUUGGGAAUUAGCAUCGGCGGCCGUGUCACCGGGACAUCGGGGGGUGGCGGAGGUCGCUCGAGGGACGAGCCACGUCGGCACACCCUCAGUGGCGAUCACGCGCCCUCCCUGCAUCACCAGCAAUUUAACGCUCAGCAACUUCAUCCCCUGCAUCCCCAUCACUUACCACCGCCGCACGGCCAAUACGGAACUCCACAAAACAGACAUACAACCAUGGAUCUCGAGAUGGGGACCAAGUCUCGCCAGAGAAAGUCGCCUCUUCCGCGAGGAUACCCGCCUCCAUCUACGGCGAUGCUCUUCGAUGAUGACCCGGGAAUCAUGUCCGAAGUGGAAACCUCGAGUACUGGCUUUCGACGAGGGGGUAAGCAAAGAAGUAGCUUACCCGUCGUCCGAACCCCUAGUAAAACUCUGGAGCGACCACUAGGCGACUCCCUAGGGCUGGUGUUUCUGCAGUACAGAAAGGAGACGAAGAGGGCGUUACUACCAAAUGAAAUAACGAGCAUAGAUACAGUUAAAGCUCUCUUCGUCAGGAGUUUUCCUAAACAACUGACGAUGGAAUACCUUGAUAGCCCUGACGUGAAAGUUUAUAUCCAUGAUAGUAGCAAGGAUAUGUUUUAUGAGCUUGAAGAUCACAGGUCUCAUUUAAGAGAUAUUAGAGAUCGAAGUGUCCUUCGAUUAAUCGAAAAAAAUGAUGGACUAAUCGGGAUGACUGGACCACUUGGUGCUACUAUUGGUGGUCCUCCAGGCCUGCCUCCACAUUGGGAGGAUCAAAGCUACUUCAGUGAACCAGAAUUUGACAGCGAAUAUCAACAUCAACACAUUCACAAAAGCAAGACAGCUAAAAACUCUUCCUCUGCCGGGUAUUACAUGGGAGGCAGCAGCACUUUACCAAGAGGUGGACCUAUCAUGAGAGCUUAUAGUCCUGCUGCUCCUGCUGUACUUGCGGGACCAAAUGCAACUCCAGCUCCACCAAAAGCUCUGGGUACGCCAGGUGGUGGUGGGGUGGCUCCAGCCAAGCCGCUUCGGGGUUACCAGUGUGGUAAAAGUCCCCUUGGCAGUCUUGGGGGCUCGGCACGCUUCUCUAGAGACAGCUCGGUGUCCCUCUAUAGUAUACCAGAUCGACUGCAUGGAGAAAGCGGUUACAUGAGCAGUCCAGAACGAGGUGGAGGUGUUGGAGCUAGCUCUGGAAGAUAUCCAGCUGGUCCUUACAGCACAGGAAGCAGCUAUGAAGAACCAUACUAUUCUCAAUAUUCAGGCACGGUUACACCUGUUAUUGAUGAAGAAGCCAGCGAUACUGAAUUAUUGGAAGAAACUUAUGGUCUAUAUGGCGGUGUAAAGCCACCAGGUCGUCCUCCAUCAGGUCCUCCAAGAUCUCCAUUUCCUCCAGGAACUCCUGCUCUACCUCCCGGGCAGGCAUACGACGUUACUCGGAUAAGGGUGGAACACAUGGAAAGACAACUUGCUAAUUUAACUGGGCUCGUACAACAGGCUCUAACACAUGCCCCACACACCAGUCCUUCUCCUCGUGACUAUUUACAAGUCCCUGCAGGACGUGAUCCGUAUACCAGAAGUGCAGGCGCCGGGGAUGAGUUCGACAAACAUUCUAGCUCCAGCUCUGCCUCACUGCCAGAUGACUCGUACUUAAGGACUGACGUAAAACCUCCAAAAUUAGGCAAAGACAAAUCAGUUUCAUUUGAAAAAUCAGUAUCCUUCAGUGAUGAACCACCUGACAUGAAUUCACCAAAGCAACAUUCUCCUCAACAUACAGCGGAUACAAAACCUACGAAACCAGCUAUAAAAUCAUCUACUUUGCCUCGGAUGUCAUCACAAGAAAGAGAUAGACACAAACCUACUCCACCACCUAAGCCAGUGAGUCUCGCAUCAGCCGGCCCAUACGUUUAUAGAGACCUAGCACUCACUCCGGAGAUGUAUAAUCAGUUAAGAGGCCUACAAAAGAAAGCUAAAGAUCUACGUCAGGAAGUUCGGCAUCUACGACGCAUGUCUCAAACUCAAGCUCACACAGUUCGAGAAACAAUCAGAGAUACUUUCAUUACCAUCAGAGCAAUGCUCUUGUCUGGUGCAGACGGAGUCUGGGCGGCUGGAGAUUCAGAAAAAAUUCGACUGAGUCGCGAAGAGGACCUCUACAAGCAAGAGAUGAUUAGGCUGGAAAAAGAUCUUACCGAGCUGGAAAGCACGGUGGAGGAACUGCGAGGGAACGUUAUAAACAGAAAGACACGUGUCAAUAUGAGCGACGUUGAAAAUAUGGCUUUAAUAUUGAGUAAAUCUAGUAAAACUGUAGCAGAUCUAAAGGUACGAUUUCCAAGCCUGCAAGAAAGUAUGAAGGGGUUAUUAAGUUCAGAAAUGGAGAAGGUAGCACGUGAAGAAAAAUUCCUCAAGGAAGAACCAGAUCGACUUGAAUCUGCUUUGAGACGUUGUAAAAAGUUAACUGGCACCCUUGUUACGCUCAAACGUUUGGCAUCGGUGCAAGAGCAGCGAUUACCAAAUGCAGUGAGUUUAGAUUCAGAAGAAACACCACCAAUAACUCCAACAUCUGCACAGCAUUCCAAGACAACUGCCCCUGUGCCAACGGAACGCACUGUCGUGGGGUCAACGAGCGUCAUCGGGGGAGGGACCAACCCUAGUGAAUCAUCCACCCCCCAUCAGCAGCGUCCGGAGAACGCACUCGACGCUCUGUUAGACGAAUUGCAGACCUUUUCAAGACCAUCAUCUCAACUGAGUCAAGUGUCAAAUACCAGUCAAACAUUAAUAAAUCAUAUACCGACAAUGGUAGAACUCGGAAGAUCUGCGAGUCAAAUAGUACAAUCUACUCAUAGUAGAGCGCCAAAUAUAUCAGAUAUAGGAAGAAAAGGGAGCAUCGAUUCAUCAAGCAGUUUAGCAAUCAUCCCCCCUGGGUCUAGUAACACACUGAGAAGAUUACACUCGUACCCUUCAAGUUCAGACACUGAUACAUCACCACCAAUAGCAAGGAUUCAAGUAUCUGAUGGUACAAUACCACCACAGAAACCACCUGUUCCUGAGAGAAAUGCAGAAUUACUACAACUCGCAACAGCUAGAAGAGUACCACCGCCACCACCACCACGAACUAGUUCUAGAUCACCUUUAGCAAGUCCUACGAGUCCUCAAUUACCACCUAGAAAUCCUACGGGAACUUUGAGACGAGGUCGUCCCGUUAAAGAUAUUGGUAAACCUCCAAUGGCUCUUCCACCGAAUGCUGAAGAAGCUCAAAAGCAAGUUUCAACAAACAAUAUGCUCUCCACUUCUAAUUCUAGCUCUUGUGAAAGUAUCAACUCUCAAGAAGGUCUUCAAAAUAAAAAAGAACGCCAAGAACAACUUGAACAACGCCAUCAAGAACUUUUACGUAAGCAGAAAGCUCUUCAAGAACAAUACGCAAGAUUACAGCAGCUUCAGAGAAACACUUCGGGUUUGACGACCAUUCCUCCAGCUCCUCCAGAUCUACUGAAAAAAACUGGCUCUGAAAGUAAUCUGCUUGCUAAAAUGGGUCUUGGUAUGAGUGCUGCUACUUCUGGCUCUUUAACAAGCCUUGCCAUUACUAAGAGUAAUUCUAAUGAUCAAUCAUCAUUAGUAGCAUCAACAGCACCAACAACAACUGUUGAAAGUCAAUCACAAAAUGCCGUCAUGCCAGCUACAGGGAACCAAACAACCACAAAUAAGAUUUAUGAAACUGAUAUUCUGUGACCGAGAACUGAAGUAUGUUGGCUUAAUGAAAGUUAUAAUAUCAUACAAAAAUUGCUGACAUUUUUAGCGGUCAGUUAACAAUGUUAUUAUUGUCUAAUUAUCGAUCGUCAACAUUUUAAAUAUCCGCGUCCAUCAAAGAUAAUUAUUGACACAAAGAUUGAAUAAUAAAAUUUACUCGACAAAAAUAAUAAGAGACGGCUUAAAGGCAAAGUUAAUUUUUAGAGUAAUCUUUUAUCAAGUUAGACUUAAAGAAAAUUUUAAUCCUUUGUUGAAGCACAAGAAUUGCGGAUAUUAUUGAGUUUUAUUUAAGGGUAUACGUGUCUAAUUAAAUAUCACAUAUGUAACCCUUUUAGAUUACAAAUUGAAACAAAAAAUUAUAUUGUCGUUGAUAUCUUUACUUAAGAAGAGAAAAUUUGUUUUGUUAUAAUGUAAAUUUAUAACAAAGUAAAACGUGAUUAUUUAGAGAUUUUCUAAUGAUAUAUACAUAUUCAUACGCAUAAUUGAUUUAAUAAUAAACAAUUUAGAAAAAUACAAAUAAGUAAAUAAAUGAAGGUAUAAAAGUCAUAUAAAUAAUUCUUAAUUCACAAAACGAGUGUGAAAUGGAUUAAUCGAAUGUUGCGACAAUUAUACCGACACACUUUAAAAAUUAAAUUAAUUUAACGUAUAAAUAAUGACUAUUAUAAUAAAAAAGUAAUUAUUAUGAUGAUUAUUAUUAUAAUUAUUAUUAUUAUUAUUGAACGAUCAUGUUUAUUAGAGAAACGAAUAAUUUAGAAAUUGAAUAAAUGUAAUAUUUAAAAAUAAUAUAAUUAAUUGUAACUUAAUGACGAAUUUAAUGAGAUAAGGUAUUUAAACUGCUCGGUUUUGGCUGUCACAUUAUUAGAUGUAUGUCACUGCAGAGUACAUAAUGCUGUCCGAAACUUAUGUAAUUUUUUGUUAAUAAAAAUUACAGUAAGUAAUAGGUGUAAUGCGUUUGCAACCGAACAAAAUGCUGCCGGAUUUGUUGGAGUGUAAUAAAAACCGUAUUUUAUUAAUGCGGUUACUAAGAGUUAUAAUUAAAAUAAUUUAAAUGAUUAUUAAUAAUAAUAAUAUUCUUAUUAUUAUUAAUGAUAAUAGUCAUCAUCAUGAGAAUUUCAAAUUAUCAUAAUAUGUGGUAUCAUCGUUAAAAAAUAAAUCACUCGUCAUAAUUCAUCAAACAAAAAAUUGCUUGAAUUUAACGGUACACUAUGAACGUGAUUCAUUUGUGUGUAAUCGAAAAAUUCAUUAAGUAACUCCAGUAUUAAUUAAAAAAUAAUAAAAUAAAAAUGAAUUUAAAUUCUACUUCUUACGUAAAUGUUUUUCAAACAGACUUAUAGAUAAAUAAUUCUGUGACAAUUAUAAAUAAUGAAUAAGUACUAAAUAUAUAAGGAAUAUUAACUGUUCUCAUAUGAAAUCAGUGACUUCAUACAGUUUAAUGUUUUUUCAAAGAGAAAAUAAUCUGAAUACUGAAGAAGGAUCAACUUGUGGAAUAUGGUAAAACUUUAUGGCUUACAAUUUACUAUUGCCUAUUCAGUUUACGAUGACAAAAAUCAAUACGGAAAAAAAUAAUGCAGGAUCAACCAUUAAAGUUACAUAAGAGUGCCAAGUAAUGAAUAUUUUUUUUUCAAAAAUCUUUCAUCAAUCACCGCUUAUCAGUCUACUUAAACGAACAGUAAUUUUUUUUACGUCAAUAAAAACUUAGUAUACUAUGGAAUAUUUAGAUAAUAUGAUAUAUAAAUAUAUAAAUAAAUAUGUACACAUAAACAAUAACGACGUAAAUGAAAAAUUAUUGAAUACUCAAUGUAUUACUACUUAUCACAAUUGCGACUGAAUGCUAUUUCCUGUUAAAUUUUGUUUUGUUAGAGCAUCUUUGUGCAUAUGAUGAUGAUAACAUCAAGUAGAUCCAUUUGUAAAUCGAUGAUUUAUAUUACUACUUUUGGCCCCUAAAUUUUUCUCAAAUGCUAAUUCAAAACGAAAAAAACA
Messenger RNA from Chelonus insularis, 6216 nucleotides. RefSeq names its product coiled-coil domain-containing protein AGAP005037. The record is from RefSeq and is a predicted model, not a curated record. Lineage: Eukaryota; Metazoa; Arthropoda; Insecta; Hymenoptera; Braconidae. Gene Ontology annotation, cellular component: cytoplasm. Bases 289 to 4218 code for a protein of 1309 amino acids. The transcript is spliced from 23 exons.